Molecule: messenger RNA, 12193 nt
Organism: Pelobates cultripes (western spadefoot toad)
Lineage: Eukaryota; Metazoa; Chordata; Amphibia; Anura; Pelobatidae
Source: the annotation of a GenBank genome assembly
AUGGUAACCAUAUCCCCCCAUGUUUAUAUGGUGCUUAUAUCAGAUAUAAGCAUGAUUGUCAACCAAAAAGCCUGCAUCACACGGUUACAUUUGUAUUAGAACCACCACAAAGUAAAAGGCAAGCUACUGGGGUGUCUGACUCCCCCUACAAUAACUGUACAAGGGGCAGGAGCCUGCACAUUCCAGGCUGGCCAAGCCAGUUUCUCUUUGGACUACAACUCCCGGCGUGCAGUGCAGUGCGCGCGGCGAUGACGCGGGGGGCGGACACGUAGACGACACGGGCUGGGCGUUACUUCGCGCAUGCGCGCGCCGCGGACUGCCUGGGCCCCAUCAGCAGCGGCGGACGGCGGUAACGGGUAGCGGGGUCUUAUCCCGGGGGUCUUCCGGCCGGCUGGAGGCGGUAUGCGGUUCUACGCGGCGAGGAGCUGCCGGUAACGGUAUGAAAACACCGCGCGGGGGGCGGGGCCAUGGCCGGGUGACGUCACGGCACCGCUGCGGAUGUCAGAUAAAGCCUGACAAUGGCCGUAUCGUAUUCCUCCUAUACUUCUAUACUAUACUAUCUCAUCACUAUACUAUACUAUACUAUACUAUGCUAUACUAUACUAUGCUAUACUAUGCUAUACUAUACUAUGCUAUACUAUACUAUACUAUACUAUGCUAUAUUAUAUUAUAUUAUAUUAUAUAGACACUCAGCGGGACAACACUCAGCGGGACAGUCGCAUAGACAUCAUAAUAAAACAUUACUUAAUAAUAUAAUGUACAUUUAUAGAUAAUAAAACAUCAUUUAAUAAAUAUACCCUGAUAUAAUGUACAUUUAUAGAUAAUAAAACAUUAUUUAAUAAUAAAUAUACCCUGAUAUAAUGUACAUUUAUAGAUAAUAAAACAUUAUUUAAUAAAUAUACCCUGAUAUAAUGUACAUUUAUAUAGAUAAUAAAACAUUUUUUAAUAAUAAAUAUAUCCUGAUAUAAUGUACAUUUAUAGAUAAUAAAACAUCAUUUAAUAAAUAUACCCUGAUAUAAUGUACAUUUAUAUAUAUAAUAAAACAUUAUUUAAUAAAUAUACCCUGAUAUAAUGUACAUUUAUAGAUAAUAAAACAUUAUUUAAUAAUAAAUAUACCCUGAUAUAAUGUACAUUUAUAUAGAUAAUAAAACAUUUUUUAAUAAUAAAUAUAUCCUGAUAUAAUGUACAUUUAUAGAUAAUAAAACAUCAUUUAAUAAAUAUACCCUGAUAUAAUGUACAUUUAUAUAUAUAAUAAAACAUUAUUUAAUAAAUAUACCCUGAUAUAAUGUACAUUUAUAGAUAAUAAAACAUUAUUUAAUAAUAAAUAUACCCUGAUAUAAUGUACAUUUAUAGAUAAUAAAACAUUAUUUAAUAAUAAAUAUCCUGAUAUAAUGUACAUUUAUAUAUAUAAUAAAACAUUAUUUAAUAAUAAAUAUAUCCUGAUAUAAUGUACAUUUAUAGAUAUAAUAAAACAUUAUUUAAUAAAUAUAUCCUGAUAUAAUGUACAUUUCAGCCUUGUUCUGUUUGUUCUCAGCCGUUUAAGACAUGAAGCCUUGUCACUCACAAUCAUAAACAAAAUAUAUGUAACAAAAAGCUAAACAUGUUGGUCUAGAUUAAAAGGAAAUAUAUAAUUUCUCUACAAAGCACGAAACAUAGCCGCUCACUAUAUGUAUAUUAGUAGCAGUUUGAGUAGUAAUAAUAUUAUAGCUUUUUCUUUUGUAACAAUGUUAUUAUUGUACUUGAACUGUUCGGUUGUUUCUUUAACCAUCGAUUGUAGUGCAAAAGCAAGAUGGCAAGGCAACUUUUUGUUUUUGCUUUGAAUAUUGUAAGAUGUGUAAGCAAAAGAGUGUUUACAUUACUUACACUACAGGGACAGACCCAGGACUACUAUAUUAAGCAGUAUUGGUUCUGGUGCCUGGACUGAUCCAGUUUAGGUAAUAUGAUGCCAUAGAUGGAUUUUAAUAAACCAAGAGACUGAAGGAUGAGUGGUUUACAAAUGUCCUUGCUUUUACCUAAUACAGAGCUCGCCACUAUGUCUGUUUUUUUACAUUAUAUUUGUAGGUUAGGGUUAGCUCAAGCGCAAUGGUGGUGUAAGGGUUAAUGGUUAGUGGUAGGAUACUGUAGUUAAUGUUAAGCAUUGGUGUGUUAUGGUAAUGUAGGGGUUAAGGGGAGGAGUUUAUACUAAGCCAGCACAUGUCCCAUUGCUACCUGAGAUCAGUGGGAGGUACAGUAUACAGGUGGGAGUGUGGAAACAGUUAAUCACUUGCAUAUUUUUACCUGUAUUGCUUCAAUCUGUGUCUUAAACACGUUUGCACUAUGAACAUUACUAAAUGCAGACGUGGUCAUGGAGAUUGGAGUAAGCCUUUAGAGCGGCACUGUCAUCUCCCCCCACUUCCAAAAAAACAAGUAUUUCAUAAAUAUAGAAUCUUCAUGAAAUACUUGUUUUGACUGGUGUUGUUAUUUCUUUUUCUUAUUAUGUUCUUUUUCCAAUAUUUACAGCAUCUUGCCGUGUGGAAAAAAAGUCCUGAGAAGCUCUCAUAGGGUUAACAUUGCUCUUACCUGCUGAUUCUUACACUAUCCAUCACCCACACCCACAUUAACACCUUUUUUUGCCAGCACCUACAGAGCUUGUGUGUUCAGAAAGACCAUUUCCUGUGCUUAAUCACAGAGAUUGCUAAACUUCCAGUAAACCAAAAAUGUCAUGUGUACUGAUCUGAUAUUCUCCACUUGGGGCAUAAAAAUGCUAUUUCAUACAUGAGUGUACGUUCCAUGCUUGUUGGAAGCAUAAUAUAAAUAAAUGUUUUCCUUUCAGAAAACCACUCUUAUUGGUUCUAUGCAUUUUUACAAUAAAUGUCAUGCACAAUUUUUGGCACAGUUAUUGAAUCCAAAGAAAAUAAAAUUUAAAUAUUUAAGCACAUGGUUUAUUACCAUAGCUUACCUUAAAGAAGGUACAAAAAAGGUUUCUGACUACAAGUUCUAUAGCUCCACACCACGUUUUUUCAUACUUACAAGCCGCGUAUGAAACUAGUUGGCCUGGUACAUGUAGAAAUCAUUUGCUGCACGAUUAAGGAUUCCAAUGCAGCGCAGCUGUCUGAACCCAAGAACAUAUGCGGCUGAUUCCAUAAUUGGUGUUAGACAUACUUGGUGUUUAUAAUGAUCAGAUUGUAUUUGCCUCUUUUUCAGGAAGGGGGCACUCUGGGAACACGUCAACAUUGAAUAUGGGUGAAAAAAAGCCAGAACCUCUGGACUUUGUAAAAGAUUUCCAAGAAUAUCUCACACAACAAACACACCACGUAAAUAUGAUCUCUGGCUCUGUGAGCGGCGAUAAAGAAGGUGACACGUUACCAGGAGGUAUGAAGAAGAUUUAGGAAUGGCUGUACGCCUAAUUAUUGUGUUAACACAAAAUAGUACAAACAAAGCAUAUUACAGUAUUAACGCACAGGCACCCCUUUAUUUCCAUACACAGAGGUGGUACGUGCAUGAAUUCUGGGAAACGUAUUUGCGUAAAAUCAGUGUGUAACUAUGAUGAAAUCAUCCUUAUGCCAUUUUACAGUGAUAGAUAAUAUGUGGGCACUUUAUAUGUAUACUCACACUACGAACCCCCGGAUUUGAUCAGCACUCAAAGAAUUGGUCAACCAAUCGUUGUUUAAAACUCCUAAUUUAAGGAGUCAAAAAAUUUAUCCUUGCCCAUUUGCAAUAGGAAAAUGUAAAUUGAGCCCUGGUGAGUUGGCUUGCCUGAGGAUUUUGGUUUGCCAGCUGCCCGGGGGAUUGCCAGCAGAAGCUGGUACCUGGAGGCUGCAGAACCAGAGUCCCGCCGCCACUAUGGCGUGCAACUGUUUCAGUUAGUACUGAUCAGCACAGUUCCAUGGUGACUUGCAUUGCUAUGAUGUGUGACGACAUAUCACUCCUGUGUGAGCCACUAGGGAGAUAGCUGGUGAUCAGAAAUAGCUGAAGGACAGCUCCCUGUGGCUGCCUCUCACAACUAUACACCAGAGCUUAAUCUGGUCCUAGUGAGCAAAUGAGAGGUGAUUUAGUAAAAAUAAAGAAGAUAAGGAAAGUGAGUGCAUGUUUGGUGAGGAAUGAGACCUGGCUAUGGCUAGUAACCUUUACUCAGGCUUCUAAUAAUCUUGGUUAUGGUGUUUGGAAAGUCUAUGUUGGAGUUAACUGUACUAUCUAUUUAUUAUCUUGUAUACACUGUGUGGCCCCUGGCUAUAUCUUUCUUUUGUUUUUCUUUCUAACCCUUUUCCUUUCCUCGAGAUAUGGGAGAAAAGUGCUACUCAUUGACUCACUUUCUAUAAAUCAGGGCCACAAAGCCACGAUGUGCUCACCGCUAACUCUCCGUGCCUUGCUCUACCGGCAGCUGGGACAGACAGUGACCAGAAUGGGCUGGACCACCCCUCGGUGGAGGUAUCUCUGGAUGAGAACGCAGGGAUGCUGGUGGAUGGCUUUGAGAGAACAUAUGAUGGAAAGCUAAAAUGUCGAUACUGUAACUAUGCCAGCAAGGGCACUGCUCGUCUUAUAGAACACAUUCGCAUACACACAGGUAGGGGGGUCUAUCUGUGUAUGCAUGAAUAAACUUGCAAGCAGAGCUGGAGAAAUAUCACUAAUAUUGACCAGGCAGAUGUAUAACAAAGCUAACUAUCCCUCAAACCCUCAUUAAAUGUGAUCUUAUUUUUUGUUUAGAGUUCAAGCUUAAAUAGGGAAGCCUAUAGCUCUUCGAUAAUCUGCAGAAGACACUGCACUUGUCUUCAAGUUAAUAAAACUGGCAAAAUAUAAAAAUAUAUAAAAUUCAGUGCAGCAAGGAUUAAAGUUAGAUCUUAGGGAAAUCCCGAUCUCACCAAUGUAGAGAAAACCAAAUCAACUCUGCAAGAGAGAACACAGUCAGGCAACAUAAAAUAUUACUUACUUUUAAAAAAACUAAAAAAAAAACUUCAUUCACUGCACUCUUAGAGCAGGGGUGCCCAAAAAGUAGACCCCCAGAUGUUGUAGAACUACAACUCCCUUGAUGCUUUGCAUAUCUUUGGAAUGCCUUUAGAAUGGAAAAGCAUCAUAAAAGCUGUAGUUUUAAAACCUGCUGGGGAUCUCCCUUUUGGGCACCCCUGUCCUAGAGAAAUACUCCAUUUAUUUUUUAACUAUUUAGUAGAUUUAUUUUAGCAUUUUUAUUGUUAGGGGCUAAAUCUAAACACAGCUUGCAAAACCGCAGAUCUCUUGUCUGCACCCUUUGCAAACCUUUCCAAUCAGAGGAUCCUCUUUGAGAAGCUGCUGUGCUGGAGCUGCACGCUAACAGCUCACAGCUUUCCAAUGGUGGUUAUUGUUAUUAUUAUUGCCAUUUAUAUAGCACUAACAGAUUCCGCAGCGCUUUACAAUAUUAUAAGAGAGGGGAUUUCACUAUAAAUAGGACAAUUACAAUAAAAUGUACAGGAACGAUAGGUUAAAGAGGACCCUGCUCAAACGCGCUUACAGUCUUUAGGAGGUGGGGUAUAAAACACAAUUGGACAGAAAAUAGCAAUCAAAUUAGGUGGGAGUGAAGCAGAGCUGGAGGAGAGAGUAGAGUGCUGCCCUUUAGGAGAGAGCAAGAGACAGGUAUGUAAGGUAGAGGUUACUCUGGGAGGCCGUAAGCUUUCUCAAAGAGAGUGGUUUUUAGGCACUUCUUAAAGGAUGCAACUCUAGGGGAGAGUCAGAUGGCGGUAGGCAGGAUAUUCCAUAUGAAGGGAGCCGCCCGCUAGAAGACCUGCAAGCGUGAGUUGGCCGUACAGUUGCGAGCAACAGACAGAAGAAGGUCACGGGCAGAGCGGAGAGACCGAGAAGGGGCAUACCUAUGGAUCUGUGAAGAGAUAUGAGGGGCUAGAAUUGUUCAGUGUUUUAUAGGUAUGAUUCUCAAUAAGCUGUAUUACAGCUCAUUGGGAAGGCAGGUGUGCGUUAGCACAGUGCCCCUGCCACUUCUCUUAGCUUCUGAUUGAUAACCAGGGAGGUGUUUAUGCUUGCAAACAUAAAAAGUGCUGCUUUCUAUUGAAAUCUGCCUUUUUUGUCACAAACAUGACAAGUUCCAGCCAAAGUACUUAUUAUAGGGACACUAAGCACCAAAACAACAUUUGCUGAAUGAGGUGGUUUUGGUGUAUAGGUCAUGCAGUUGCAGUCUUGCUGCUCAAAUCUCUGCCAUUUAGGAGUUAAAUCAGUUUUCUUUUCUGCAGCUCUAACCACACCUCCCCUGGCUGAGUCUCACACAGCCUCUUCCUGAGUCAACCUUUUUUAGCUUCCCUUUUUUCACAGUGUGUUUAGUAUAGAAUUUCUUAUCUCCCUAAAUGGCAAAUAAUUGAGCAGUAAAACUGCAGGGGUAUGGUCUAUACACCAAAUCUGCUUCAUUAAGCUUAAAGGACCACUCUAGGCACCCAGACCACUUCAGCUUAAUGAAGUGGUCUGGGUGCCUGGUCCAGCUAGGGUUAACCCAUUUUUUUUAUAAACCUAGCAGUAUCAGAGAAACUGCUAUGUUUAUGAAUGGGUUAAGCCUUCCCCCAAAGCCUCUAGCGGCUGUCUCAUUGACAGCCGCUAGAGGCGCUUGCGUGCUUCUCACUGUGAAAAUCACAGUGAGAGCACGCAAGCGUCCAUAGGAAAGCAUUGUAAAUGCUUUCCUAUGCGACCGGCUGAAUGCGCGCGCAGCUCUUGCCGCCCGUGCACAUUCAGCCGACGGGGAGGAGAGGAGGAGGAUCGGAGAGCUCCCCGCCCAGCGCUGGAAAAAGGUAAGUUUUAACCCUUUUCCCCUUUCCAGAGCCGGGCGGGAGGGGGACCCUGAGGGUGGGGGCACCCUCAGGGCACUAUAGUGCCAGGAAAACAAGUAUGUUUUCCUGGCACUAUAGUGGUCCUUUAAGUUGUUUUGAUGCUUGUAGUGUUCCUUUAACCCCUUAAGGACACAUGACGUGUGUGACAUGUCAUGAUUCCCCUUUAUUCCUGAAGUUUGGUCCUUAAGGGGUUAAGCAAGUUGUAGUACUUUAUGUGUGUUGAGUGUUAAAAAUAGAGCCGUGUUGCAUACUGUGUGCGUAAUGUGUGUUGAAAUUGUUCACUUGCAAGUGGAGACAUUUCUCUCUGGAGUCUCAGGUGAUAAUGUAGUUGCUACAAAUAUCAGCUGUCUUUUAGUAGUCGCACAGCGCUUUUUUGCUGUCCAACAGUCUGAGACUUUGCUUCCACUGACAAAAACAGAUCUUGUAUUCCUGGAACAUGGCUGUGGAAGAAAACAGAAAUUAGUAAAUUGUAGCCCAGCAGAGCUAUCAUAGUCCUGUAAACAUGGCUGAAAGUAUGUUGCAGAAAUAUAUGUGAAUGCCAUCAUUCUUUCGUGGAAGCAAUACCUCUUAGACUACUGGACUUGCAAAACAACUGUUGAUAGUAAACAACAGUUUUAUCACCUGAUACUCCAAGAAUUUCAGUAGUCUCUGCUUCUGAGGGAAUAAUUUUAACAAUCUUUAAGCAUGCAAUACUAUGCUAUGUUUUUCAUUUUAUUACUUUGAACACAUUUAAAAAAAAAAUUUAAAUUCAAUGUAAGUAAUAUGGCAUGUUUUUUAGCUGUCUCUUUUGCUUAAGGUUGGGUUUCAAUAAUAAGCAAAUAGGUGUAACUUGUUACAACUUAAAGUCCAGUAAUGAUCCUAAAAUAAAAAAGUAUGUCUGUCUAUGACUGAGCAUCACAUGAGUUCAAUUUCAAUUGAAAAGCUUAAUCUUUGCAACUGCUAAUAAACCAUUUAUCAAACUACCUUUGCAGCUGUGGUUUGAAAUCAUCAAUUUCUUUAGCAUCAGAUUUGUAGUGCUUUUUCAGUUUUUAUAAACUUUGAAAAAAUUAAAAAUGAGCUUUUGUUUCUCACGUAUUAUACAGUUCUAUAAAUAUAAAGAAAACAUAUAGAAAAUUAUUAUUGCAAAUAUAAAGCCAUUACAAAUGUUUUAAUGAUAUGUACAGUUUCAAAACAUGGCCAUGGUUCCAUUUCCCUAAUCUUUUCAGCGGGAGCACCGAGGACAAUCCCAGUUUCUAUAGCCUGUAUCAAUGGGGAAAUUCUCCUAAUUAUUUCUCUCUCUUGGCUCUAAAUAUUAUCUAAAACCAAUUAGAUGUGAUCCAUUCUCUCCAGUUUGUCAAAAGCCAACUAUUUUCUCCUUUACUAUUUAAAAGAUUGUUCUGUCUUUAUCUCCUCCACGUUUUUCCCAGUCUUUAAUACGGACGAACAAAAAAGAAUGAGAUUAUAAUAAGAAGGAAUGGAUAAGGACAAGUAAACUGCUGAAAUCAUUCUGUAGCGCAUACUUGCCAUCAUGGAACUCUUAUUAAAUUACUUCACUCUGUAAAUAUGUAGCUUUCUUAGUGAUGAUUAAUGGCACAAGCAUAUUUACUAAUAGUUUAUGGGUGCGGUCUCCUCGUUUUCUGUCAAAGCAGCGUUCAGUUUUUUUCUAUCACUUUGAUCAUCAGUUCUAGAAGUAAUUCAACUUAAAUUAAUCCUAUAUUACAGGAACACCAACAAACCUAAUAAAAAACAAAUAUAAAACCUUAUUUAGUGAAUACCCUUAUUGAAAACAUGCAUUUCAUUUUCCUUUUUUUUUCCAUUGGUGAUAUAUUCAAAACAACUUGUAGAAGCUGCAGAUAUCUUAUCUGCAGCCUUCGCAAACCCUUCCUUUGAUCCCCAACCCAGACUUCCCGUGUCUGUCCAAUCACAGACUUCCCAACACAGCUCAGUGAGAGGUCUUUGCAAGGCAGGUGCUUUGAACAAUUGCCAUCUCUUGACUUUAACUCCACUGAGCUAAACAAACUAGGAAGUAACAGGACCUGUUGUGGAUUACAGCCAAUCAGCAAAGUUAAUUUAUAAAUGUGCCAAUUUCUAUUGAAAAAAAUGGAAAAGGGCGCAUUCAUUCUUCACACUUAAAGUACUUCAGCAAUCUAAAGUGCUUUAGGUGUUUGUAAUGGUCAUGUAACAGACUGGGGAAGCAGGCACAUAGCUGUUGGAAUUUGGGCAAAUUAUUGCUUCUAUAAAUAAUGGAAUGAAAGGAAAUGGUACGGGAAACAUGCUUGGACUGCUGACAAAAGUAUGGCAUGUUCACCUUAAGAGGAUAUGCAACAGAUAUUCCUUCUCCCAUCAUACUUUUACAACAUACAAACAUUACUUUAGAUAUAUAAGUAUCUGUUUUAGGGGAAACAUUUUUUUUUUUACUUUUGGAAUAAUAUAUUACAAUGCAAGCCUUAAUGAAUGUCUUAACUCCAAAUGUCAGGGGUUGUAAGUGAAAUUAAAGAAAAAACAAAAUGCGAACAAUUUACUUAAAGGGAUACCUAUAGUUAUCAAAACAAAGUUAGCUUUGUGAUGCAGUUUGGGUGUAUAGAUCAUGCCCCUGCAGUCUUACUGCACAAUUUUCUGCCAUUUAGGAGUUAAAUCACUUUUGUUUCUCCUUACACAGCCCUAGCCACAUCUCCCCUGGCUGUAACUGACACAGCCUGCAUGAAAAAAGGUUUCAUUUUCAAUCAGGUGUUAAAGAGACACUCCAGACCCCUAAAGCACUUUAGCUUGCUGAAAGGCUUUAUGUGUGAAGAGUGUGUCCUCUCUCUUCACUUUGCAAAAACUGCAGAUUUCAAAAGAAAUUGACACUUUUAUAAAUCAACAUGGCUACACAACAAAACCUGUUAUGUCCUGGUUUUGUUGGCUCAGUGGAGCAAAACUCAAGAGGCAGCAAUUGCUCAGAACACCUGCCUUGCAAAUACUUCUCAUUGAGCUGCAUUGGGAAGUCGGGAGAGGACUUGCAAAGGAUGCAGAUUUUGCAAACUGUUUAUACUCUCAACGGAAAUAUUCAUAAUUAAAUGUAUACAUGUGUUCAUUUGGGGUAAGAGCAGGAAAUAAAAAAAAAUAGAUUAAACAGACUUUGCAAUAAAGGAAGUUUAAACAUUAGACAUCUCUUAACAAGAAGUUUGGAAAGGCUGUGCAAGUCACAUGCAGGGAGAUGUGACUAAGGAUGUAUAAACAAACUGAUUUAACCUCUAAAAUGGCAGAUAACUGAGCAGUGAGGCUGCAGGAGCAUGAUCUAUACACCAAAACUGCUUCAUCAAACUAAAGUUGUUUUGGUGCCUAGUGUCCCUUUAAUCCAAGAUUCACAUUAUCUUGAGAGGUGUGUGUGUGUGUGUGUGUAUGUGUAUAUAUAUUUAAAAAAAAAAAAUCACACAAAACACAUUUCCUAUGUAGAGUUAUACACUUGUCUAUAGAGUCUAUUUCUGCUUUUCUUUGUAUUGUAGUAGUUAAAUAACUAUGUAGUUGCACUGUUCAGUACUGUGAUACUGUAUAAGUAUGUGUGUGAAAAGUUGUCAUUCCAGAGGUUUAGUAUUGUGAUUUUCUUUUCUUCUUAUUGUCAGGUGAAAAGCCACACCGUUGCCACCUUUGCCCAUUUGCUUCUGCGUAUGAACGUCACCUAGAGGCUCAUAUGCGCUCUCACACUGGGGAAAAGCCGUAUAAGUGUGAACUAUGCUCCUUCCGUUGCAGCGACCGCAGUAACUUAUCACACCAUCGCCGCCGCAAGCACAAAAUGCUACCCAUCAAAGGCACACGCCCAACUCUGGGCAACAAAAAGAUGUGGGGUGUUCUUCAAAAGAAAGUUAGCAGCUUGGGCUAUAGUCGUCGGACUCUGAUUAAUCUCAGCCCACCAUCCAUGGUGGUACACAAGCCAGACUACCUGAGUGAUUUUUCCCAUGAGAUCCCAAGCAUACAGAGUGAGGCAUAUGACAACCUAGCAAAGGCUUCACAUGUGGGAGGCCUGUCCCGAGAUCCUCAGGAACUCAUGGUGGACAAUCCUUUAAACCAACUGUCCACUCUAGCUGGACAGCUCUCCAGCCUUCCACCGGACACUCACAAUCCUGCCUCUCCUGACACAGGACCUUGUCCUGAUGAGAAGCCCUUUAUGAUUCAGCAACCUCCACCACCAGCUUGUGCUUCUGCAGUCUCCACCAGUGUACCACAGAGUUCCUCACCAGCCAGCCCUGAUUUACGUCCUACACACAACCACAGGAACUGUAGUCCAGUGGCUGGACCAAGCAGUGAGCGCAGUGGACGAACCAGCACUCCUAGUAUCAGCAACAGUCAGCCUAGCACACCUGCACCUGCUCUUCCUGUACAAGACCCGCAGCUUCUCCACCACUGCCAGCACUGUGACAUGUACUUUGCCGAUAACAUACUGUAUACUAUACACAUGGGUUGCCACGGAUUUGAAAACCCGUUCCAAUGUAACAUCUGUGGAUGCAAGUGUAAAAACAAAUACGACUUUGCCUGCCACUUUGCACGAGGUCAGCACAGCCAACACUGACUUUUCUGACCAUUUUUAAUAAACCCAGACCUCUGGAGACACUGUGUGUACAUGGUGCCUGUCACCUGAGGAAUGUAUAUGAUGUAAAUAUGUUUGUGUGCCUCAUUUGAACAUGUGACCGUAAUUAUGUGUGACAGAUAAUUUACUAUUUUUAAAAGAAAAAGAAAAAAAAAGUAUGAUGUUGUCUAGUUUCUGAGUGUUCCUGGCACUUGCCACACCAAGGCAGACUUCGUAAGGUUCCGAAUUAAAGGUGCAAAGUGGUUAAAUGGUUGCAUCCUGAAUGUGGCACCUGCUUAGCGGUCUUCCAAGUGUCUUUUAAUGUGUAAUGAGAGGUUCUGAUGAACAUGCAGUAAAGUCCUACAUUUCAGUAUUUCGGAGAUCCUUCCAGCUCUAUUAAUCAUUAAUUUUGGAGGAAUGCCAAGAAAAUGCACCAUUUGGAUUUGCAGCUGUCACAUCAUAUAUUUUAAUUAACUUUUAUAAUGCCUUCUUGAAGGAUUCAAGGCCCAGUGUGCUACACCUUAUUGCUACACUAGAGCUUUGAAUGAAAUAUUGCACAAAAUGUUUGACUUUGUAGCUUUCUAACCCAGUCAUGUCUUUGUUUUUUGUUAUCCCUUCACCAGUUGUACAGUGUUCAUAUAGACUUAUCCAUGAUGUGUUAAAUGUUUCUCUAAAGAAUCAAAUUACUCCAUAAACCAUCACGGCAUCAAAUAAAUCUGUAUUGUCUUCUCACUCAUCUUAUGUUUCCAAAUGCUGCUUGCAUGUGGUGGUUUUGUUUCUGUUGACACUUUCAGAUCUAGGGUUAUGUAAAUCCUUUUAUUAGGACAAUCCUGAUAUGUAAUCGUCUCUGAGGUCGUUUAAAACUGUGUUUGCACUAGUUUUAUUGUAGUCAAAC